AUGCGUCUGCUGCCUUUUCUUCUAGCGAUAACGCUCUCUGCAUUGGGCGUUGUGGCUGCUUACGGCGAUCACAUUGUCCAUGAGCGCCGCGAUAUCCUUCCCGAUGCAUGGAGCGAGAUUGCAAGACUAGGAGGCCAGGAGGUCCUCCCAGUCAGAAUCGGACUGGCCCAAUCCAACCUGGACAAGGGCCAUGAUCUAUUAAUGGAAAUAUCGGAUCCUGGAUCGCCGGCUUACGGAAUCCAUCUCGCGCCAGACCAAGUCCAUGACUUGUUUGCCCCGUCUGGAGAAAGCGUUGAGAGCGUGCGUGCUUGGCUGGAGUUUGAAGGUAUAGCUGGGGAUCGUGUCUCGCAGUCUGUGAACAAGCAAUGGUUGCAGUUCGAUGCGUCUGUCCAGGAGAUGGAGCGGCUGCUGCGCGCGGAAUACUAUCUGUACUCGCAUGCUGACUCUGGUCGGUCGCAUAUUGCUUGUCGAGAAUAUCAUAUCCCUCUGUCGCUGCAGUCGCACAUCGACUACAUUACUCCUGGUGUCAAGAUCCAAGAGGUCAGCGCUCCAUCGCGUAAGCGCAGCCAGAAACGAGACGACGUCGAUAUUUUCCCCCAGCCCAUUGCCGGUACGGAUGUUGAUUUGGAGGAUGUGCUGAAAGACGUCCUUGCAUAUUGCGAUGCGGUGGUUACGCCAGCUUGCCUUCGGCUCAUGUAUAAUAUCACUGAAGGCACGACCGCAGCCCCUGGAAAUGAGCUUGGGAUUUUCGAGACCCUGAACGACAUCUACAGCCAGACCGACCUAAACCUGUUCUUCUCCCACCUUGCCAGGUAUACCCCCCCCCCACCUCGCCCAGUCCAGAAUGAUAACCCUAACCUCAACAGCAACAUCCCCAACAACACGCAUCCAGUCCACAGGCUCAUCAACGGCGCAACAGCCCCAGCACCACCAGAGAACCCAGGCCCAGAAUCCGCCCUGGACUUCGAAGUCUCAUACCCCGUCAUCUGGCCGCAGAACUCAGUCCUCUUCCAAACCGACGACCCUGUCUACCAGAGAAACAACCCCUUCACCGGCGCAUUCAACAACUUCCUCGACGCAGUCGACGGCUCCUACUGCGACGCAUCCGAGGAGUCUCUCGACCCUCCAUACCCAAACCCCGCCCCAGGCGGCUACAAAGGCUCAAAGCAAUGCGGUGUCUAUAAGCCCACAAACGUAAUCUCCAUCUCCUACGGCGUCGCCGAAUCCUCGCUCCCCAUAAGAUACAUCCGGCGGCAAUGCAACGAGUGGAUGAAACUCGGUCUGCAGGGCGUCUCCGUCGUCAUCGCCUCCGGCGAUCGCGGCGUAGCCCUCGACGACGACAAAUGGUGUCUCGGCGAAAACGGUACCGUCUUCCAACCGGACUUCCCAGCAAUCUGCCCCUAUCUUACUGCCGUCGGUGCGACGACUCUCCCUCAAGGCGGAGACCCGUAUCAUCCCAACGAAGUUGCCUCCCGUGCCUUUGCCUCUGGCGGCGGAUUCAGCAAUGUCUUCCCGCAACCGUGGUACCAGCGCUCCGCGGUCGAGGGGUACUUUUCCCGCGUGAACUUGAGUUACCCGUACUACGAGGGCGUGGACAACAGCAGUUUCGCGCAGAACGGGGGCCUCUAUAACCGCAUUGGCCGUGCCUAUCCCGAUGUAUCGGCUUUCGGGGAGAACCUGCUUGUCUUUUGGAACGGGAGUCCGACUAUAGGUGGAGGGACUUCGGCCAGUGCGCCGAUUUUCGCGGCAAUGCUGACCCGGAUUAACGAGGAGAGGAUUGCAGCUGGGAAGCCGACUGUUGGGUUUGUGAAUCCGCUGCUUUAUGCCCAUCCGGAGGUGUUUCGGGAUGUUGUCGAGGGGAACAAUCCGGGGUGUAAAUCUGAUGGGUUUCCGGCUGCUCCUGGGUGGGAUCCGGUUACUGGGCUUGGAUCGCCACGGUAUGACAAGAUGCUGGAGUUGUUUAUGGGGGUGUAG
Aspergillus puulaauensis is the source of this 1974-nucleotide messenger RNA. It is a transcript of the gene SED1, whose product is annotated as S53 family peptidase. The record is from RefSeq and is a predicted model, not a curated record. Gene Ontology annotation, biological process: proteolysis. Gene Ontology annotation, molecular function: serine-type endopeptidase activity; tripeptidyl-peptidase activity. The coding region runs from base 1 to 1974 and encodes 657 amino acids. Lineage: Eukaryota; Fungi; Ascomycota; Eurotiomycetes; Eurotiales; Aspergillaceae. The transcript has 4 exons.